This is a messenger RNA of Xylaria bambusicola, 2208 nucleotides long. RefSeq names its product major facilitator superfamily transporter. The transcript has a single exon. The record is from RefSeq and is a predicted model, not a curated record. Gene Ontology annotation, biological process: transmembrane transport. The coding region runs from base 503 to 2059 and encodes 518 amino acids. Gene Ontology annotation, molecular function: transmembrane transporter activity. NCBI's taxonomy places the organism in Eukaryota, Fungi, Ascomycota, Sordariomycetes, Xylariales, Xylariaceae.
GGAAUGUAAUCAUUUAGUUAACUACUUUUAUUUGCCUUAUCCAGGGAUUUAGCAUUUAGAAUUGCAGUUUUAACGCCCGUACAACUCCGUACCCGAAGGCUGAAGGCAUCAUACCUAGUUGACCUCACUAACUGGAGCUAGCGCGUCUUAGAUUAGUGGGUAGAGAGACUGCCGACGCGAUCUGUCACUUGCGGGUAAGGGACAGUAUAGCAUCAAGCGGGUAUUUCCAUCCGUUCGAUCGGCUUUACGAUUACAGUCAAGACUGUCAGUCGUUUUGCCACGCCUCCCCCAGGCAGUAAUUCGGGAUGUUCCGACAUAGGUAUCCAAAAUAUCUGAAAACUCAUAUUCAUUCAGUCUUAUCACACUCACAACUAGCGAUGCCGUGAUCUAGCGAUAUAUUCAUAAUUCUUCCGAAUUUAUCUCGAGUCAACUAGCGAAUAACAAGCUGAGGAUUACUCAAAUAAGACGGAAGGAGGCAGCAAAGAAGGCAGCUAUUUUCGUCAUGGCAUCCUCUCACCCACAAACACACUAUGAGGAUGGUGGUGACAACGCCAUCACGACGGAGACAACGCCUCUCCUGACAACCUCAUCACAAUCAGAUAAUGCCCGCGAAGGGUCGAAACCACCCAUCUCCUCAUCAUCACCACCUUCCACAUCAUCCCCCAAACCCCUCCCCAAAACGCAAAUCCUCCUCCUCUGCUACGCCCGCCUCGUCGAGCCCAUAGCAUUCUUCUCCAUCUUCCCGUACAUCAACCAAAUGAUCCUCUCCAACAGCACCCUCUCCGAAUCCGAAAUGGGAUUCUACUCCGGGCUCAUCGAAUCUCUCUUCAGCCUCACGCAGAUGCUCGUCAUGGUAUUCUGGGGCUACUUAUCCGACCGAAUCGGUCGCAAGCCCGUUCUCGUCUCCUCUUUAUUCGGGGUAGUCAUCGCAACCGCAUUAUUCGGUCUAGCGAAAUCCAUCCCGCAAAUGAUCCUCUUCCGUUGCGCAGCAGGUGUAUUCGCAGGAAGCAUCGUGACCAUCCGGACGAUGAUCUCAGAACUAUCCACCAAGCAAACGCAAGCCACGGCCUUCUCAUGGUUCGCGGUGGCAGGCAACAUAGGCAUAUUCAUCGGGCCGCUCAUAGGCGGCGCGCUGGCCGAUCCCGUAUCGCAAUAUCCAAGCGUCUUCGGGAAUUCGGCAUUCUUCACGAAAUUCCCCUACGCACUAUCCAAUUUCGCCGUCGCGGGGCUCGGUAUGACAGCAGUUCUCACGAGCGCACUAUUCAUACACGAAACGCUCCCUCGCAGCAUUCCCAAACCCGACAGCGAAACAGCAUCAGAAACACGCCCCCAUCGCACUUCCACCCGCUCUCUCGUCUCGUCCCCAGGUGUAUCCAUAGUCCUCUACAACUACGGGCACGUAAUGCUCCUGGCCUUCGCCUACACAGCCGUAGUCCCCGUAUUCUGGGCAACAUCCGUCUCUCUCGGCGGGUUAGGCUUCUCGUACCUCCAAAUCUCCUUAUUCAUGGCUCUCACAGGUCUAUCCCAAGCGAUCUGGCUUCUGCUCAUCUUCCCCCCUUUACAGCACCGAUGGGGUACAAACGGCGUCAUGCGCGCCUGCGGAAACGCAUACCCUUUCUUCCUAGGCUGCAUGCCUCUCUUGAACGCCGCGUUACGUCUGCAUUCGCGCGCUGGGGAUGUCGCGUUCUGGAUCAUGGCGCCGACGUUCUUGUCGCUUGGGCCGGGCGUUAGUAUGGCGUUUACAGGGGCCCAGCUCGCGCUCAAUGAUGUCUCGCCUUCGCAUGAGACGCUGGGCAUGCUGAACGCGCUGGCACUGACGUUGUCGAGUGGGUUGCGGUCGUUCUCGCCCGCUUUGUUUGCGAGUAUCUUCGCUAUCGGCGUGGGGAACCAGUUCUUUUACGGCUAUUUGGUCUGGAUUGUAUUGGUACUUCUGGCGCUGGGAUUCACUGUUUCGACGAGAUAUUUGCCCGAGACAAGUGAAGAGCCGCCUGAUAAUGAGCACGCUGAUUUGGAGGAGGAUGCAAGUGAUCGUGAUUCUAAUACGACUAUUAGAGAUUGAAUAGAUAAAGGAAUUGGGAAUAUUAGUACAUAUACGUAAAUUGCUAGACAAGGGUUUACUAUAUUUCACGCCUGGAAUAACAUACUAAGACUGUAGAUUUUGAACAUCUUGAACAUCAUUUUUAAUAGACACAUACUGAACGAUUGAAA